AUGGAUGUAACCCAGCACUCCGUGGUGCCGCCUCCUCGUGCGUGGCGCAGCCCCAAGCUGGUGAGACAGGUUGGUAUGGAAGUGAAGGACCGGGGCUUUGAAGUCGCAGAAGCCCAGUUUCAAAGCCCAGCCAGCUGCGGGGCCACGCCGCUGGCCGCCCUCGCCCUCUUGGUGCUGGGGGCUCCCCUGGCGCUGGCGGGCGAGGACUGCCUGUGGUACCUGGACCGGAACGGCUCCUGGCAUCCGGGCUUCAACUGCGAGUUCUUCACCUUCUGCUGCGGGACCUGCUACCAGCGCUACUGCUGCAGGGACCUGACCUUGCUCAUCACUGAGCGGCAGCAGAAGCACUGCUUGGCUUUCAGUCCCAAGACCAUAGCAGGCAUCGCCUCGGCCGUGAUCCUCUUUGUUGCCGUGGUCGCCACCACCAUCUGCUGCUUCCUCUGUUCCUGCUGCUACCUGUACCGCCGGCGCCAGCAGCUGCAGAGUCCUUUCGAAGGCCAGGAGAUUCCAAUGACAGGCAUCCCAGUGCAGCCGAUGUACCCGUAUCCCCAGGACCCCAAAGCUGGCCCUGCACCCCCACAGCCGGGCUUCAUGUACCCACCCAGUGGUCCUGCUCCCCAGUAUCCACUCUACCCAGCUGGGCCCCCGAUCUACAACCCUGCAGCUCCUCCCCCCUAUAUGCCACCGCAGCCCUCCUACCCAGGAGCCUGAGGGACCAGCCGUGUCUCUGCUGCCCCUUCGAUGAAGCCAGCUCUGGGAGAUGUCCCCCUCCUGUACCUGCAUCUGGCCCUGGGGGCGGGCAGGGAUCCUCCAGUCACCAGACCCUGGACCACACCAAGCUCUGGGCCUUGCUGGGGACAGAGCCCCAGGGAAGUGGAACAGGAGCUGAACCGGAACUAGACCAGAAACAAGGGUGGGUGGGGCGGGCUUGGGAUUGGUGGGCGAUUUUUACUGGGGCAAGGGAGGGAGAUGACAGCUUGGGUCCCAGCCCCUGCUUUCAGAUGGCCCCUCUGCUCCUAGGGCC
Molecule: messenger RNA, 1024 nt
Organism: Tupaia belangeri chinensis (Chinese tree shrew)
Lineage: Eukaryota; Metazoa; Chordata; Mammalia; Scandentia; Tupaiidae
Gene: SHISA4
Product: shisa family member 4
Exons: 7
Coding region: 1-711 (236 amino acids)
Source: RefSeq, a predicted model, not a curated record